CGCUCGAUUUCCUCUCAUCAAUAUUUGAAUGCAUGUCCUUGACAAGGAACGAAAAACUAUGGUUUCCGCCCGAAAACUGCGAUGACCGUGUGAGAAAUCAGUUCCAAUGUCGCGAAUGCGGUUGCCACUCUCCGUACACAACAUGUGCAGAUCGCGUCAAUUCUUAGUUUGCGUUUAAAUAUCAAAGGCGUUUUCGAAUGCAACAAAGGACUUGGUAUUUUGGGAGUUAACGCGAUCAUAUAUUUGUUUGACAUUUGUUGGUGCCCGGGGUCAAUGCAACCUCCGAUCUUCUGACCUCUAACUGAAGAAUGAAGAGAAGAGUUACAGAUGACCUGGUUGUACCCGGAAGUUGUACGAGUGGUAGCCGGCGCAGUCGAAGACAACGCAGCAAUGAAGACGAAGACGCGAGCACUGCCGGGAUGCUGUCCCCGUCCAGUUCCAGUUCCAACCCACCAUCACCAUCAUUGUCAUCUGUAUCAUCUUCCCCGUCACUGUCGUCAGUCUCUGCUUUCUACCCGACAUCAUUUGCCUCCCCACUUUCAGCGUUGCCACAGCGGUUUGGAAGCUCUCUGUUUGGUACCGCACUUUCACCCACUUGUCCGAACGGAGCAAAUUUUUUGCCUCCGAACGUUAAUCCCCAUGGAGCUAAGAGAGCAGGACCAUACCUGCUAGGACCAAGGCUGGGGAAUUCUCCUGUAAGGAGUAUUGUACAGUGUCUGGCACGAAAGGAGGGCACUGAUGACUUUUUUCAGCUAAAGAUCCUUACUUUAGAUGAAGAUAUAAAAGAAACUCAGGAUGAGAGACAAGGAAAGAUGUUACUCCACACUGAAUAUUCCUUGCUGUCUUUAUUACAUAACCAGGAAGGAGUUGUACACCAUCAUGGAUUAUUUCAGGAUAAAGCAUAUGAAAUCAAGAAACAAGAGACUUCAAAAAGUUGUGCCAAUAGCCCGGGCAAUGUUAAAAGAAGAAUAUGUCUUGUUUUGGACUGUCUGGUGGCACAUGAUUUUAGUGACAAAACUAUCGAUUUGAUGAAUUUACAGCACUAUGUGAUCAAGGAGAAGAAACUCAGCGAAAAAGAAACUAUAAUUAUAUUUUUUGAUAUUGUUAGAAAUGUAAAUAGCCUACAUAUGAAAAAUAUUGUACAUAGAGAUUUGAAAUUAGGUAACAUGACUUUAAAUAAACGAACACGACGAAUCACAAUUACCAAUUUCUGUCUUGGUAAACACUUGGUGAGUGAAAACGAUCUACUGAAGGACCAGCGAGGUAGUCCUGCUUAUAUCAGCCCCGAUGUUCUCAGUG
Molecule: messenger RNA, 1299 nt
Organism: Saccoglossus kowalevskii
Lineage: Eukaryota; Metazoa; Hemichordata; Enteropneusta; Harrimaniidae
Product: serine/threonine-protein kinase 40-like
Biological process (GO): protein phosphorylation
Molecular function (GO): ATP binding; protein kinase activity
Source: RefSeq, a predicted model, not a curated record